Messenger RNA from Daucus carota subsp. sativus, 3254 nucleotides. Its product is annotated as kinesin-like protein KIN-UB. NCBI's taxonomy places the organism in Eukaryota, Viridiplantae, Streptophyta, Magnoliopsida, Apiales, Apiaceae. Bases 288 to 2948 code for a protein of 886 amino acids. Gene Ontology annotation, cellular component: spindle microtubule; mitotic spindle. Gene Ontology annotation, biological process: microtubule-based movement; mitotic spindle assembly; spindle elongation. The record is from RefSeq and is a predicted model, not a curated record. Gene Ontology annotation, molecular function: microtubule binding; ATP binding; plus-end-directed microtubule motor activity. The transcript is spliced from 19 exons.
AUCUCGGACCAUCUGUGUCUCUUUCUUUCCCUCGUGGAAUAGGCCCCACAGCUCCUCCUCCCACUUUUCCCCAAUUGUUCAAAACUCAACUCCUCCCUUCCCUAUUUCACUCCGUUUUAGUUUCCCCACUCUCUCUCCAAAUCUAAUCUCCCUCUCCCUCCCUCUCUCUCUCUCUCUCUCUCUCUCUCUCCACACACACGCUCCUGUAUCUAUACAUUUUUAACGAACACAUCUAUCUUCAAUGCUGGAGUGAAUUUGAAGUAGAGCGAUACAAAUUGUAUAAUCAGAUGGCUUCCAGCAGUAAUAUUUAUAGAAACAAUAGUAACAAUCACAGAAACACGAUGAAGAUCGACCGUCCGCUCGCACCUUCGUCGAAUCUCAGAGCUUCUAGUUCGUUUAAAUCUAAGCUCACUCCCUCCUCGUCUACUUCCAAUGUUCGUCGCAGUAGCCCCGCUUUUCUCGGACGACCCGAUAAUUCCGUUUCUGGAAGAGUUCGAGUUGCUGUAAGACUACGACCUCGAAAUGCUGAAGAAUUGGUAGCUGAUGCUGAUUUUGCUGACUGUGUUGAACUGCAACCUGAGGUGAAAAGACUGAAACUUCGAAAAAACAACUGGGACUCAGACACCUAUGAGUUUGAUGAGGUGCUUACUGAAUUUGCCUCACAGAAGCGUGUUUAUGAAGUUGUUGCAAAACCUGUUGUGGAGAGUGUUUUGGAAGGUUAUAAUGGGACUGUGAUGGCCUACGGUCAAACUGGUACUGGAAAAACUUUUACUCUGGGAAGGUUGGGUGAUGAAGAUACUUCUGCUCGUGGAAUAAUGGUUCGUGCAAUGGAGGAUAUACUAGAAAAUAUCUCACCAGAGACCGACUCUAUAUCGGUUUCGUACUUACAGCUAUAUAUGGAGAGUAUCCACGACCUUUUAAAUCCAGUAAACGACAAUAUCACCAUAGUUGAAGACCCAAAAACGGGUGAUGUAUCUUUACCGGGGGCCACCCUCGUUGAAAUAAGUGGUCAACAGAGUUUCAUGGAGCUACUACGUAUAGGGGAAGCUCAUCGCAUUGCUGCCAACACUAAAUUAAACACCGAAUCUUCACGCAGUCAUGCUAUACUCAUGGUUCAUGUCAAGAAGUCUGUCUCCGGGAAAGAAGCCGAUUUUUCUGAUAAUGACAAUUCCUCCCACUUUGGCAGUAAUUUCAACCCUCCCAUGCUCCGAAAAGGCAAACUUGUUGUUGUAGAUCUUGCUGGUUCUGAGCGCAUACACAAGUCAGGAAGUGAGGGGCAUAUGUUGGAGGAAGCCAAGUCCAUUAAUCUCUCACUGAGUGCAUUAGGUAAGUGCAUAAAUGCUCUGGCAGAAAACAGUGCACAUGUGCCUGUUCGAGAUUCAAAGCUUACGAGGUUGCUAAGAGAUUCGUUUGGAGGUACAGCAAGAACUUCAUUAAUCGUAACCAUAGGUCCAUCUCCACGCCAUCGAGCUGAGACCUCAAGUACCAUAUCUUUUGGGCAAAGGGCCAUGAAGGUGGAGAACAUGUUAAAAAUCAAGGAGGAAUUUGAUUACAAAAGUUUGUCCAGAAGGCUUGAGAUUCAACUCGACAAACUAAUGGCUGAUAAUGAAAGGCAGCAGAAAGCUUUUGAUUAUGAAGUUGAUAGAAUAAAAUUAGAAGCACAAGACCGUAUCUCUGAGGUGGAAACAAAUUGCGCAGAAGCUUUGGAGAGGGAGAAGAGGAAAUGCCAGAUGGAUUACAUGGAAUCAAUUAAAAAGCUCGAGGAGAAAUGGAUGAGCAAUCACCAAAAAAAUGGGAACAAUGGCUUCGCUAAUGGUACUACUAGUAGAGAGGGGCAAGUAGGAUCAGAUCGUUCUGAAAUCACAGAGCUUAAAAAAUUGCUUCAAAAUGAAUCUUCUAUGAGAAAGGCAGCUGAGGAGGAGGUUACCAACCUCAAAAAUCAACUAUACCAAUUUACAAAGCCUGAGGCAGGUGGAACUUCAUGCAUAUUAGAGCUUCACAAAUUGCUUGAAGAAGAGACUCGUAAGAACAAAAGACUGGAGGAAGAAAAUGCAGUCCUGCGAAGUCAGUUGUCACAACAAACUCUUGAAGCUGGACAGGUUACACAUUCGCAACUUAGAGAUGAGUAUAGUGGGGAAGGUGCAUUGAUGACCAAUCUCCCUGGACAAGUUGGAUUGCAAAAGAUCUUAUCUUUGCUAGAAUCAGAAGACCCUAACAUUUGUAUGCAUGCUGUAAAAGUAGUGGCAAACCUAGCAGCUGAAGAAGCUAAUCAGGAAAAAAUUGUUGAAGCUGGUGGUCUUACUUCGUUACUAAUGCUUCUUAGAAACUUCGAUGACGAAACUAUUUGCAGAGUUGCAGCUGGUGCCAUAGCCAAUCUUGCAAUGAAUGAAGCGAAUCAAGAACUUAUAAUGGCUGAAGGUGGAAUCAGCCUUUUGGCAAUGACUGCAGGAGAUGCUGAGGAUCCUCAAACGUUGCGUAUGGUUGCUGGAGCUAUUGCUAAUUUAUGUGGCAAUGAUAGAUUACAGAUGAGGUUGAGGUCUGAAGGUGGCAUCAAGGCCUUGUUAGGAAUGGUCAGAUGCAGACAUCCAGACGUUCUUUCUCAAGUUGCACGUGGAAUUGCAAAUUUUGCAAAGUGCGAGUCCCGAGCAUCUGCACAAGGGUCAAGACGAGGACGUUCACUUUUAAUAGAAGAUGGAGCACUUCCAUGGAUUGUGCAAAAUGCCAACAAUGAAGCAUCAUUGAUUAGACGCCACAUUGAGUUGGCACUUUGCCACUUGGCACAGCAUGAAGUAAACGCAAAAGACAUGAUUAGUGGGGGUGCCUUGUGGGAAUUGGUCCGUAUCUCACGGGACUGUUCUCGUGAGGACAUUAGAUCUCUUGCUCGUUGCACUCUGACUUCAAGUCCAACUUUUUAUGCUGAAAUGCGGCGAUUACGAAUCGAGGUAUAAUCAUUUCUGUAGUUAGCUAUAUAGAAACUGAUUGUUUGUGUGAUCUCUUGCCUGGGCAUGCUCAUUGAGGAGAUUUAUGUAGAUGCAUCUUCUUCCAAUAAAUGAGGAUCAGGUUGGCUGAAUCACCUGCAAAAUUUUGAUUGAUGUUGUAUUUGGGUUGGGUUUGUAAUCACUGUAGUCUAAUAUAUAAUAGUAAUUACUAAGCAGGGUCUUAGUAUUUGUAGAAGAUCCACUAUGACAUGGUUUCUUCGUACUCAAGUAAAUUGAUUAAAUUUUAAUGAAAUGAUGGUCUGUAUUUUUCCUUGC